CAGGGGUCAGUGGUCAGUGGUCGGGCCGUGGUCGGCGCCCUUGUGGCCUGCGCCCUCGUGGCCUGCGCAUGGGCCUCCCGCUGCGCGCGCUGUUGGGAGCCUGCAGACCGUGGACCCUGCGCCUGGGACCGCGUCCACGCUGCUCGCCGCGCAUGGCCGGGAACGCGGAGCUGCCCUCCCCCGCCGGGUCUGCGCGCCCCCAGGACCGGAGGUCCCGCAGCGGCCGGGCCGGGGGCGUCCGCGUCUGGGAGGACGGGGAGCAUCCGGCCAAGAAGCUCAAGAGCGGCGGGGACGAGGAGCGGCGCGGGAAGCUGCCCAAGCGCAAGGUCGUGCUGCUCGUGGCCUACUCGGGCAAGGGCUACCACGGCAUGCAGAGGAAUGUUGGGUCCUCACAAUUCAAAACAAUUGAAGAUGACUUGGUGUCUGCCCUUGUCCGGUCGGGCUGUAUUCCUGAAAAUCACGGCGAGGACAUGAGGAAGAUGUCCUUCCAGCGCUGCGCCCGGACUGACAAGGGUGUAUCCGCAGCCGGCCAGGUGGUAUCCCUGAAGGUGUGGCUGAUUGACGGCAUUCUGGAAAAGAUCAACAGCCACCUUCCCUCUCACAUUCGGAUUCUGGGCCUGAAGCGGGUCACGGGCGGCUUUAACUCCAAGAACAAGUGUGAUGCCAGGACCUACUGCUACCUGCUGCCCACGUUUGCCUUUGCGCACAAGGACCGUGAUGUGCAGGACGAGACCUACCGCCUGAGCGCCGAGACACUGCAGCAGGUUAACAGGCUCCUGGCCCGCUACAAGGGCACGCACAACUUCCACAAUUUCACGUCGCAGAAGGGGCCGCAGGAGCCCAGCGCCCGCCGCUACAUCCUGGACAUGUACUGUGAGGAGCCCUUUGUGCGGGAGGGCCUGGAGUUCGCCGUGAUCAGGGUGAAGGGCCAGAGCUUCAUGAUGCAUCAGAUCCGGAAGAUGGUCGGCCUGGUGGUGGCCAUCGUGAAGGGCUACGCCCCCGAGAGCGUGCUGGAGCGCAGCUGGGGCGCGGAGAAGGUGGACGUGCCCAAGGCGCCGGGACUCGGCCUGGUCCUGGAGAGGGUGCACUUCGAGAAGUACAACCAGCGCUUCGGCAACGAUGGGCUGCACGAGCCACUGGACUGGGCGCAGGAGGAGGGCAAGGUCGCGGCCUUCAAGGAGGAGCACAUCUACCCCACCAUCAUCGGCACCGAGCAGAACGAGCGCUCCAUGGCCCAGUGGCUGAGCACCCUGCCCGUCCACAACUUCAGCGCCACUGCUCUCGCGGCAGCUGGCACAGGCGGCAAGCUGCCCGGUCCCCUGGAAGGCAGUGAAGGGGACGGAGACACCGACUGAGGCGGUGGGAGCUGCCAGCCAGAGCACCUCUGAGCAGCUCACAGUCUGUGCCCAGGCGCGCCACCCCAGUGGGCAGCAAGAAGCUGGGAUCGCUGCAGCCGUGUUUCCUGGCCGUGGGAGCCGAGGCGUCUCAGGCAUGCCUGGCAGGUGUGGCCCGGCGUUGAAACCUCAGGACCUUUCCUUGUAGGAACAGCCUUCUCCAAUCUGUUUUCAGCUCUUGCAUUGCAUAGAUGAAUUUCAGCAUGUAAAGAACUAUUUUUUUAAAAAAGUGAUUUUCUUAUUAAACAAGUGCUCAUUUUGCUUAGUGAAUCCUU
Cebus imitator (Panamanian white-faced capuchin) is the source of this 1669-nucleotide messenger RNA. RefSeq names its product pseudouridine synthase 1 (gene PUS1). The transcript has 6 exons. Gene Ontology annotation, cellular component: nucleus. NCBI's taxonomy places the organism in Eukaryota, Metazoa, Chordata, Mammalia, Primates, Cebidae. Bases 69 to 1355 code for a protein of 428 amino acids. Gene Ontology annotation, biological process: mRNA pseudouridine synthesis; tRNA pseudouridine synthesis. Gene Ontology annotation, molecular function: pseudouridine synthase activity; RNA binding. The record is from RefSeq and is a predicted model, not a curated record.